This is a messenger RNA of Raphanus sativus (radish), 5137 nucleotides long. Its product is annotated as protein TIME FOR COFFEE-like. The transcript has 11 exons. Gene Ontology annotation, cellular component: nucleus. The record is from RefSeq and is a predicted model, not a curated record. Gene Ontology annotation, biological process: regulation of circadian rhythm. NCBI's taxonomy places the organism in Eukaryota, Viridiplantae, Streptophyta, Magnoliopsida, Brassicales, Brassicaceae. Bases 115 to 4662 code for a protein of 1515 amino acids.
UUCGCUCCUGCUUUUAUUAUGAGGGGAGCACAAAUAAAGGAGAUAAUGGGAAGUAGCUAGUAUAGAGAGAGAGAUAGAAGAAAGAGAGAGAGAGAGAGAGAGAUUAGGAAGAAGAUGGAUAGAAACAGAGAAGCUAGAAGAGUACCACCCAUGGCGGCGGCGGCUACCGGAAACGCCUUGUCACGGCGGAGACAUAGAGCCGGAAGUUUCAGAGAUUCUCCAGAGGAGGAAGGUCCGGUGGAGUUACAGGAGGCGGCGAGGCUGAGAGAUCGAGGAGGGAGUGGGAAGAAGGAACGAGAUCGGGAACGUGAUAGAGAACGAGAUCGCCGGAGUAAAAGGAGCAGAGGAGAACGUUUGAUGAUGGUUCACGGCGGCGGCGACGAAAGCUCGGAAGGGAGUGUCAACGACGAUGAAGAAUAUGACGACGGGGGAGCCACGGUGGUGAAGAUGCAUCCUCCUCCUCCGGCGAGUAGUAUCUCCCCGGCCUCGUUCUCAUCGUCUCUUUCGAAUCAUCAUCACAACCAGAGGAAGAACUUUCCGCCGCAACCGACGAAAAGUUUCAGAUCGCCGUCUCCUUUGCCGGCGCAGGUGACUUGGAAGGCGGCGGCGGAUGAGAUGAUCGGAGUAUCGGUUCCUAGAAAAGCUCGGUCAGCUUGUACAAAGAGACCACAUGAGUCAUGGGCGUCAGGUUUACUUGCAUCUUCUGGAGAGCACAUCCACCGCCAAGUAUCUGCUUCUCCUUCUCCUCCUCCUCCAGCUCCUACAUCUCCAUCUUCAUCCACUGUUUCAGUUCAUCGGAAAAAGAUGGUUAGUGGGACGAAACAAAAGCCACUCCCACUCCCUCUCCCGCCCAAGUCAUCAUCUCCUCCGGUUGCUGCUGUUCAAGACGAGAUAGAGAUCGAGAUCGCUGAGGUGUUGUACGGGAUGAUGAGGAUGCCUCUCGCCACCACUUCAAAACAAGAAUCCGAAGGAGGUGCAAAAACAACUGUGGAUGUCGUCAACUCCAAAGUAUCCAAUUCUCAAACCCUUCUUCACUCUUCCACCACCAUCAACGGCUCCUAUAAUGCCACCUCCAUUGCUCCUAAAAGAAAGAAGCAGAGGCAUGUCAAAUACGACAACGACGAGAACAGUCCCAGCUUACCAUCACGAGCCCUUAAAUCCGAAGCAGAAGCUCCUUCCGCUGAUCAGCUCAAGAGAUCAGGAUCCGCUGAAGAAAGCAGCUCGGUAUUGGAUUCGACUAAUCCACAGGCCAGAGACAGCACAGCAGCGUUAGAUUCGAGAUCAGCUGAGAAAAAAGAAAGCGAUAUGUCCAAAGAGGAAACAGUAAUGCCGAAAGUUGAAUCUUCUUCCUCAGGAGUUAGAUCGGAUGGUGACGGAGCUACUACCAUUUCUGGAGCUAAAUCAAGCUCACUGGAAAAAGAGAAGUUUGAGAUAGAUCUGAUGGCCCCACCGCCGGUUAGAUCGUCAUCGGAGAGAGGGGUUGAAAUUGAAGGUGUGGCAGCCGAAGCUAAACCUAAAGCCACGGAAGUGGAAACGGAAGCUAAGCCUCUGCUCAAGGAAGAUGGAGGUGGUGCGACAGUUCUCGAGUCCGAAGGGAAGAAGAGACCUAGAACGGUGGUGGAAACUGAACCUCAUAAGCCAAACAAGAGUUGUGAACUUAAACUCGACUUGGAUAAAUCUGAUCACGUGGGUGUGGUAAACAAGCAUCAUCAUGUUCAGAAACAGCCACCGCAACAACAAGUAUUUGUUCCAGAAAAAACAGCUCAAGCUAAGCCUUUGCCUAUGCAUAUGUCAAUGCCUGGCUGGCCUGGGGGUCUUCCUACAAUGGGAUACAUGCCGCCUACGCAAGGAAUUGUCCCUACGGAUACUAGUUCCUUAUCAUCUGCGGCAAUGCAGCCUCCUCCGCAUUUACUUUUUAACCAACCGAGGCCUAAGAGAUGUGCAACACACUGCUAUAUCGCUCGGAAUAUUCAAUCUCACCAGCAGUUCACAAAGAUGAAUCCGUUCUGGCCUGCAGCACCAGGCUCAUCUCCAUUGUAUGGGACCAAGGCCAGCAAUCUCAGUCUUAUGCCUCCCACAGAACUCCAAGGGACUGUUUUGGGAAGAAGUUCCAAUCCUGCUCCAGAUAAGAACUCUAAAUCUACUUCCAAAAGCUCAGAUACAGCUCAGAGAAAUCAUAUUUUGCUUCAGCAAGCUCUACCUCAAGGUGCAGCGAAUAACAUCAUGCAUGGUCCGACAUUCAUUUUCCCCAUGGGCCAGCAGCCUCAUACAGCUGCUACAAUAGCUGCCGCAUCUGUCAGACCUCCUAACAGUGGUAACACAGCUUCUCCUGCUGCGACAGCUACUGCGAACUCCAUGAAUGGCUCUGCUUCAGCUUCUCAAGUUGGUGCCCCAACAAUGACCUUCAGUUAUUCGGGCAUGCCAGGCAAUGAAACGCAGUACCUGGCCAUCUUGCAGAAUAAUGGCUAUCCGUUUCCAGUCCCGGCACAUGUUGGUGCAUCAUCUGCUUAUAGAGGAGCUCCUGGCCAGCCGAUACCAUUUUUUAAUGGUUCGUUCUACCCCUCCCAAAUGAUCCAGCCUCCAUUUUCUCAGCCACAGAAGCAGCAACAGCAAGCUGGUCAAAUGCUCCAGAGCCAUGCUCCUAGCAACCAGAAUGGAAGUGUUUCUACUGGUUCCUCAGCAGCACAAAAGCAUCUGCAGAACCAACAGUUGAGGCCACCGAUAAAUCCCGGGAACUCCCAAGGAUUUCCAACUCACAAAGUUCAAUCCCAGCCUAUGAGUUUCCAGCAGAGGCAACCUAGAGAAAAUGCGACUCAACAUAGCGAGACUGUAGGAGGAGAUAGCCCAUCAACCGCUGAUAGUCGGGGUUCUCGUUCAAGUGUUGCCUAUGGCCAGAACUAUGGUAUGCAGAUGCAACCAACUAACUUGGGUCUGAUGAGUUCAGCAGCCCCAGCUGGUGGAGUUGUCGUAUCCUCUAGCAAUCAUGGCGAAAAGAAACCACAGCAGGUUUCAAAGGCUGGUGGUGAAUCGUUUCCGCCCCAGGGUUAUGCCAUGACGUUUGCGACAUUCAACGGGGCUAAUAGUACUCCUUCACUGAACAUGUCAGCAAUUCCUCAAAAUCACGCUAUGUUCCACAGCAUUCCGGAAGCAGCAAGGCAAGGUUAUCAAAUGAUGGCAGCGAAUGUUGCUGCUCAAGCAGCCCAGCAGAAAAUGAACUACAGUGCUCCUUCAGAUGAUGGAAAAUCGGGGUCUAAUACUACUACCAAUACGAGGGAAGAACAAAGGAAAACGGGAGCAGCAACGGGGAAAACGAGUGGCCUGAAUGGUGCGCAAUCUAUUGCGUUCUCUAACAAACCCGACUUGGCUGAUACAUCUGUUUCUGCUGUAACGAGUGGUAGCAUCGUUGAUACAUCCCGUUUGCACAACCAUGGUUCUACUCAGCCACAGAGUUCCAGUUCUGUCCUGACGUCUCAUCAGCAGCAGCAGCUGCAGCAUUUGCAACAGCAACAUCAGCAGCAGCAGCAGCAGCAGCAGCAUAUGCAACGGAGUCAAUUGCAGCAACCUUACACCACCAUGUAUCUCCAGAAGCAGCAACGGUAUGCAACUUCAGUCGCUGCUUCUGCUGCUAAAACCAAAGGGCCUGUGGCGGCGAGUAAUGGGAGUGGUUUCCCUGAUCAUAAUAUCUCUGUAUCACCCGCGGGAAGCACUAAGUUUACAAAUGCCAAUUCAGGGUUUCCUCAAAACCUUGUCCAGUCAAGCAGCACUCAAGCACAGUCUCCUCAGUGGAAAAACAAUUCACCCAGGGCAUCAAACACUUCCCAAGCCCAGUCUCCGUCCAUACUAUCGCCAUCAUCAUCUGCUGCCGCUGCAUCGUCAGUAAGAAACGUAUCGCAUAAACAGCAAAGCCGUCCCCAGCAGUCGCAGAUAUCUUUUGCAGCAAACUCAAAACCUAUGGCGUCUGGUUCGUCAAUGCAGCAGGUGCAAGGAGGUACCAACAACCAGGCUCCGUCUCCACCAAUGUUAGUUGGGUCACCUUCAACGUCUUCCGUCUCCAGAAGCGCGGGUGGGAGCCCAAGAACUACUGCUUCAGCUUCAUCAGCUGUGAACAAAACUGUACAAGCAUCGUCGACUACUCACUCAUCAUCUCAGCCGCCCAAGAACCAGCAGUCUUCAUCCGCAGCUUCUCCUGCGGGUGGAAGGAACAACGGUCCUUCAGUUCUGGGGAACCCGACUACAAGCUCUGGAUCCAAGUCCCAACAACAACAGCAACAGUUGCCAAAGCAUGGGUUGCAGCAACAGUCCCAGCUUUUCUUCUCUAAUCCUUAUAUGCAAUCUCAGCAUCAACAUCAACAGCAGCAGAUCACCGUACCUCCUGGUGGUUAUUACAUUCAAAGACAACAGCAACAGCCAGGUUCAUCAGCUGCUGCUUCCACCGCCGUUUGUCAUCCAGUCAGCCUCUCCGCCUGUACCAUAGGAGCCGUUACCACCACUUCAGAUCCAGCGAAAGCCAUGGCUGCUGCAGCAGCAGCCAGUAACAUGAAAGGAGGUGUGGGGAAGACGCAGCAACAUCAGCUAGUGCCUCCAGGGUUUCCGUAUGUACACGCGGUUCCCUCUGCGGUACAGGUAAAGCCCGUAGAUCAGAAGCAGCAAGCCGGCGAGUGAAAGACCCCUUAAAAACCAUUUGUGAACUUAAAAAGAAAAGAGAAAAAAGAACUCGAGUGGUUGGGAGUUCUGGUUAUAGCUUGUGCCGGCGAAAGAUGGACUUAGGACGUCAGGAGAAAGAAGCAGACGGAACAGACCACACGCAGUGAUGGACAACUUUUUGGGAGUUCGGUAGGGUGGGGGAUUGUAUGCAAUUAGUGUUUAUAUUAUUCUGACAGGGAACUACGGUUUCAAUUAAAAAGAAAAGACAGCUACUGGAGUUCUAUUUUCUUUAAAAAAAUUCCAUUCAUUCUUCUCGAGUAGGUUUGAGUGUUUUGUGUGGGUGAUCUCUAGUUAGAAAAAUGACAAGAGCUAACUAACGUAUACUGACAUGUUUCUUCUGUUGUUGGCCUCAUCAGUUAGUGGAUUAUAUGUUGUUAGGGUAUGUUUAGUGGAAUUAUUAUUGUAUGAAGCAUGGAUUUACGAUUCGUUCUCA